ACACAUGCUUCUCCCAUCAUCACCACCACCAUCAACGCUGCUUCAACCUUCUUUUUCUUCCUCAACUUUCCUCUGCCACUCCCUGUCUUCUUCUUCUUCUUCUUCUUCAUUCUGAUCUUGAUUCUGAGAAUUUACAGGCAUCAAGCAUGAUCACGUUAUUAGACUUCUACCAUGUUAUGACUGCGAUGGUGCCACUGUACGUGGCUAUGGUUGCAGCAUAUGGCUCUGUGAAAUGGUGGAAGAUCUUCUCGCCGGAUCAAUGCUCUGGCAUCAACAGAUUCGUGGCUCUAUUUGCAGUUCCUCUGCUUUCUUUCCACUUCAUUGCUUCAAACAAUCCUUAUGAAAUGAACCUUAGGUUCCUCGCUGCUGAUACCCUUCAAAAGAUUAUCAUCCUGAUUGUUCUCGCUGUAUGGACCUACGUGAGUAAAAGGGGUUGCUUGGAAUGGACAAUCACUCUGUUCUCACUUUCUACCCUCCCAAACACUCUUGUUAUGGGCAUUCCUCUGCUUAAAGGGAUGUACGGGGAGUUCUCGGGAAGUUUAAUGGUACAAAUUGUUGUCCUUCAGUGCAUCAUUUGGUACACUUUGAUGCUGUUCUUGUUUGAGUAUAGAGGAGCAAGAUUGCUCAUCUCAGAGCAGUUUCCAGAAACUGCAGGCUCAAUCGUGUCCAUUCAUGUGGACUCUGAUGUAGUUUCGUUGGAUGGGAGGCAGCCAUUAGAAACCGAAGCUGAAAUCAAAGACGGGAAGCUUCAUGUUACCGUGAGAAAAUCAAAUGCUUCAAGAUCAGACAUUUUCUCAAGAAGGUCUCAGGGGUUUGCCUCCACAACCCCACGUCCGUCCAAUCUCACAAACGCAGAGAUUUACUCUUUGCAGUCUUCUCGAAACCCAACUCCAAGAGGGUCGAGUUUUAACCACACUGAUUUCUAUUCCAUGAUGGCUGGUGGGAGAAAUUCCAACUUCGGAGCUUCUGAUGUUUUUGGUUUUUCCACGUCAAGAGGACCGACACCAAGGCCAUCCAAUUACGAGGAAGAUGGGAAGGCAAGGUUUCAUCAUGGUGGAACAGGACAUUACCCAGCACCCAACCCAGGAAUGUUUUCCCCAACUGGGUCCAAAAACGUUGGAGCUAAUGCCAAGAGGCCUAACGGUAACGAAAGAGAGAAGGAUCUUCAUAUGUUUGUUUGGAGUGCGAAUGCUUCCCCUGUUUCUGAUGUGUUUGGUGGAGGCCAUGAAUAUGGAGCUCAUGAUCAAAAGGAACUCAGAUUAACUGUUUCUCCAGGAAAAGUGGAGGGUCAUAGAGACAACCAAGAGGAGCUCCUAGCAAAGGACGAAUUCAGCUUUGGAAACGGAGGAACAGCAGAGAGGGAUAAUAUGAAUAACCAGAACGGUGAGAAAGUUGGAGAGGGAAAGCCAAGAACAAUGCCAUCAGCGAGCGUGAUGACCAGGCUGAUUUUGAUUAUGGUUUGGAGAAAACUUAUAAGAAACCCCAACACCUACUCUAGCCUGUUGGGUCUUGCUUGGUCCCUUGUUUCAUUCAAGUGGAAUGUUGAAAUGCCAGCGAUAAUAGCCAAGUCUAUAGCAAUACUGUCAGAUGCAGGACUCGGCAUGGCCAUGUUCAGUCUGGGAUUGUUCAUGGCCUUACAACCAAGGAUGAUAGCAUGUGGGAAUUCAAUAGCAGCUUUUGCAAUGGCCGUGAGAUUCCUUACAGGUCCAGCUGUCAUGGCCGCUGCCUCCAUUCUUGUUGGCCUCAGAGGUGUUCUCUUACGCGUCGCCAUUGUUCAGGCAGCUUUGCCACAAGGAAUAGUGCCCUUCGUCUUCGCUAAGGAAUACAAUGUCCAUCCUGACAUUCUCAGCACAGCGGUGAUUUUUGGGAUGUUGGUGGCAUUGCCAAUCACACUGGUCUACUACAUCUUGCUGGGCCUAUGAACAUUGAAAACUGAAAUUUUAUUUAGGGUUUGUAUUUUGAGAUCCAUCCGAUAUGAUUAUGACAGCAAAUUCAGGCUUAGCAUUAGAAGAAUUUUUGAGAAGGAAAGUAAGAUCAUUCUGAUAGGAAAAAGCCAGAUGGAUUAGGAGCUAGCUAAGAACAGAAAUUACCAACAUGCAUCUUUAAUUUCUUUUUAAUUUUCUUUCUUUUUUCUUUUUGGAAUAUUGGGUUGUCGGUGCUUAUUAGUGGCAGUGUAAAAUGUCUCAUGUUUGUAGUUGA
Messenger RNA from Neltuma alba, 2199 nucleotides. RefSeq names its product probable auxin efflux carrier component 1c. The coding region runs from base 147 to 1922 and encodes 591 amino acids. Gene Ontology annotation, biological process: auxin polar transport; auxin export across the plasma membrane. Gene Ontology annotation, molecular function: auxin efflux transmembrane transporter activity. NCBI's taxonomy places the organism in Eukaryota, Viridiplantae, Streptophyta, Magnoliopsida, Fabales, Fabaceae. Gene Ontology annotation, cellular component: plasma membrane; endoplasmic reticulum. The record is from RefSeq and is a predicted model, not a curated record. The transcript is spliced from 6 exons.